AUUAUAUACGUAUAAUCUUGAAAUUUCACACCAGUCUCUAUGUAUGUUAUGCCUGUGCAAAUAUUUUGAGAGUUCGUUUUCAGUUGGGGAAGAUUGAGGUUUAUUUGAUUCUGUUAACAUUUUAUUACUGUUUUAAUGAUUGAUUCAAUCCAUACUUUGCUCUUAUUGAUUACACUCUGUUGAAUUUCUGAUUCAGAUUCAAAUUCUGAUAGUUAACUGCUCGAUAUCAUGGUGUUCUCACAAACCUUUAGAUAUGCUUUUGGAAGUAUUAUGUAGUAGUAAAGAAUUUUUAAAACAGAUUUCUUCUCAUGAUCGGCGAUCAACUUGAAUUGGCGCCAAAAUUCAAAUUUUCCCGGCAAUGAAAGCUACUAUGUUUGAGGUUUCUCGGGCCAGCCGAGCCUGCCUAUGUAGCCUCGUCGUCGCCACGGCUUUUAUCUGUUACGCCUACAUUUUUGGGGGCGCGUGGCUCGGGAAAGAUUCUUACAUGGUAUCGAAGGUGUUGAAUCAAUCUCGAACGAGGCCUCAUGUCGAUAAAUGCAAGGACAAAUGCAGACCUGUCGGGAGCGAAACCUUGCCGAGAGGAAUUGUUUCCGCAACUUCAAACUUGGAAAUGAUUUCUUUGUCGGGGCGUGUCUUCGAUAAUGAGAAUUCGGUAAAAGCGAAAAGUUUGCUGGCCUUAGCUGCCGGGAUCAAGCAAAAAAACCUCGUGAACGAGAUAGUUCGUAAGUUUUUCGACAAUGAUUUUGUGGUGAUGAUUUUUCACUACGACGGCAUCGUCGAUCGGUGGCGCGACUUGGAAUGGAGCGACCGCGCCGUUCAUGUAUCUGCGAUGAACCAAACGAAAUGGUGGUUUGCCAAGCGAUUUCUGCAUCCGGAUCUUGUCGCCGAAUACGAGUAUGUGUUCCUUUGGGACGAGGAUUUGGGAGUCGAAAACUUUCGCCCCGGAAGGUACUUAUCGAUCAUCAGGGAAGAAGGCCUCGAAAUUUCGCAGCCUGCGCUCGAUCCCGGAAAAUCGAAGGUCCAUCAUCGAAUCACCGUCCGCAACCGGAGAAUACGCGUGCACAGGCGAUACUACCGAGCCGGAAGGUGCGAAGGGAACAGCACAGCCCCUCCGUGCGCGGGAUGGGUCGAAAUGAUGGCUCCGGUGUUCUCGAGAGCGGCGUGGCGAUGUACUUGGCACAUGAUUCAGAACGACUUGAUCCAUGCCUGGGGCCUCGAUAUGCAGCUCGGCUAUUGCGCGCAGGGUGAUCGAGCCGUGAAGGUUGGCAUAGUUGACGCGGAAUACAUAUCCCAUCUCGGCCUCCCGACCCUCGGCACUCAUAACACGAUGAAUCCCGACUUGAGUAGCCUAUCGGGACUUGCAAAAAACUCGUCAAAUUCAAAAUUAGAAUCGAAAUCAGAACCAGAAUCAGAAUCAUCGAUGGUGACCUCGACCUCGACCUCAGUAUUGUCUGAUUCUGACAACAGACAAGCUAUUCGACAAAGAUCCUACGCGGAAAUGAGGAGCUUUGCGAAUAGGUGGAAACGAGCGGUCGAGGAAGACGCAUGUUGGAUCGACCCUUUUCGACAAAUCGAAACCGAAUAGGAUAUACAAUCUGGAUUCCAGAGCUUUGUCAAGUGUACAAAAACACAGAUAGAGCAACGAGUAAUUAAAAAUUGCAGCUAAAUUCUUGUAAAUCAAAUGGUAAGAUAUAUUCGUAUUUAUUUUUUUGUGUAUAUAUAGUAAUUUAACGUUAUAUUUAUAUAUCAUAAUAGUGUAUUUUUUUUCUUUUAUAUGUAUGAAGAUUGUAUUGUAAUAAAAAAAAAUUUAAAAAUACUAAAAAAAAA
Andrographis paniculata is the source of this 1827-nucleotide messenger RNA. RefSeq lists its product as uncharacterized. The transcript has 13 exons. Lineage: Eukaryota; Viridiplantae; Streptophyta; Magnoliopsida; Lamiales; Acanthaceae. The record is from RefSeq and is a predicted model, not a curated record. Bases 359 to 1585 code for a protein of 408 amino acids.